AUGGCCAUAAGCAACGCGCGAAACACCCUCGCGUUUACGGAAGUCGACGAGACGAACAAUCCCACAGCAACUUAUGUCUACUCUGAAACCCAAGAACAUCCCAACAAUUCACAUGAGAAGAGUCUCAGCAAACGGGGAAGGGUCGAUGUGAUGCAUCCUUCUUCUACUCCCCGGUCGCCAUGGUCUCUAAUGACCUUGUUUAAUCUGCUCGUUGAUGUCUUUUUGCCUUCGGGGUAUCCCAACAGUGUUACCGAUGAUUAUCUGCCAGCCGUACUCCAAGGCGUCGGCGUCGGCAAUGCGAACGCCUCCCCAACCUCCGCUCUGCUGCUGCAUAUCCUGCAAGACUCCUCUGGCCGAAUCGCCACGAUCCUCUUCGCACAUCGCGUCGGGACGGCUCUCGAGCCCGAAUGCAAGAUGUACCGCCUCGCAGCGGAUGUGUUCAACGACCUCGCCAUGGUCCUGGACUGCCUGUCGCCCAUGAUCCCCGCGGGGGUCGGCCGCGUCGGCGUACUGAGUGCGGCGGGCGUGCUGCGUGCUCUGUGCGGUGUUGCCGGGGGCAGUUCCAAGGCGAGUCUCAGUGCCCAUUUUGCUCGUGGAGGGAACCUCGCUGAAGUCAACGCUAAAGACUCGUCCCAAGAAACAAUCAUCUCCCUGCUCGGGAUGCUGGUCGGCUCCUUCAUUGUCUCCCACGUCACAAGCUUCGCAGCCACCUGGACCAGCCUCGUGUUCCUCCUCACCGUCCACCUGGCCAUGAACUACGCCGCCGUGCGCUCCGUCCAGAUGACCAGUCUCAACAGACAGCGCGCCAACAUCGUCUUUUCCACCUUGCUCGAGUCAGACCCAGCUCUGGAUCCCCAUCGCCUCAGUCGUAGCAGGGUAGACGAUCAUCCAACGUCGGCGCCCACCCCGCAGUCUCCCUUGACAACGUCAAGGCCACCGCUAACACCCGCCGAUGUCUCCAAACAAGAAAGAAUCUUCGAGCCAGACGGUAUCCUAAAAUGGACGUUCGCGCCGAGCGAAUGCCACAAACUCGGGUACUGCCAGAUCGGCGUCUCGCUCGACCGCUUCCUCCGCCUGUCAUCGACAAGUACCAGCAGCAGCAGCACAAGCACAAGCACAGAGAUACGAACAUCACCGAGCCUCAGGACCACCGUUCCAAUGCCCGAACUCGUGUCUCUCUUUGCGAAGGAGGAUUAUCUCCUCUACCUGGUGCGGCGCGGAACGGGCGGCCCCGCCUGGUACGCCAGUCUCGUCCUCAAGAACAUGUGCUCCGCCAGAUCGCAGUUGAAGGCCUGGACGCAUGCAUUGCUUGCCGCGCGGGUCUUGCACCUUUCCUCGUCUGGGGACGGAGACCAGCAGAUCUUGGAUGUGGUAGCGCGCACUCUGGGUUUCCUCAAUCGCGAUGCGAGGUUCGAGCGAUAUCUGCAGAGUCUUGAGGAGGCGGGCUGGGAUUUGACUAGAGCAGCUUUGGAGACAAGCUCUAGGCGGAGAAUUCUACCAAAAAGGCAGGACAGUCGUAUUGGGUAUCUAUAUACAUGCCAGAGAAGGGUGUUCAGGGAUGCGGGCUCCAAGAUGCGAGAUAUGUCAGCAUCCAGAGUCGCAAACAUGAGUCCAUGCAUCGUCAAAUAA
Aspergillus fumigatus Af293 is the source of this 1629-nucleotide messenger RNA. NCBI's taxonomy places the organism in Eukaryota, Fungi, Ascomycota, Eurotiomycetes, Eurotiales, Aspergillaceae. The record is from RefSeq and is a predicted model, not a curated record.